AUGAUCACACCUACUGCACCCGGAACCAACCUCAAGCGUUCCUAUGAAGAGAAUGGCGUGGUCAACAUCGCUGGAGUUCUAGAACCUGCCGAGGUCGACGCGAUCCGCGAUGCAUUCAUGGCACAGGUCGAAGGGAACAGAACCAGCCUCGCCCACGACGAUCAUGUCCCGGACGACGACAUCCUAGCCCGCUAUCCCCGCUUCAUCCACCCGCAUCGUCACCCUGAGUUGGAGGUCGGGCGGUUGGCUCUCAAGUAUAUGCUGGACCGUCGCAUUCUCGACAAGGUCGAGGCAACGAUUGGCCCCGUCAAUGGUGCGCAAUCUAUGUUCUACUUCAAACCACCAAAUGCUCGCGGUCAGGCACUGCACCAGGACAAUCUAUUUCUGCAGUCACACCCCGAAACAUGUAUAGCAGUUUGGAUCGCAAUAGAUCCAGUCGACGAGGAUAACGGUGGGCUGCAGGUGGUGCUAGGGUCCCAUAAAUAUGAGCUAGUCUGCCCGGGUGACGCCGAUUCGGAAACUUCGUUCAGCCGUCAGGCAAUUCACCUGCCCAAUGGAAUGAUCGCCGAGCAGACUUUGAUGGCGCCUGGUGAUGCUCUAUUGUUCCAUGGCAGCAUGGUGCAUGGAUCAGGGCCGAAUCGAACCGCCGACCGGUUUCGUCGGUCGUUGAUCUUCCAUUAUGUGCCGCAGUCCAGUACCAAGAUAGCGAAAUUUUACCUGCCGUUAAUCAGCCGUACUGGGAAGGAGAUUUUCGUGUCCGAGUCUACUGAGGGCGGUGUCUGCGGCGAAGGCUUUGUACUCUCUGGUCCACAUUGA
Molecule: messenger RNA, 816 nt
Organism: Penicillium cosmopolitanum
Lineage: Eukaryota; Fungi; Ascomycota; Eurotiomycetes; Eurotiales; Aspergillaceae
Product: phytanoyl-CoA dioxygenase family protein
Exons: 1
Coding region: 1-816 (271 amino acids)
Source: RefSeq, a predicted model, not a curated record